This is a messenger RNA of Tinamus guttatus (white-throated tinamou), 911 nucleotides long. The record is from RefSeq and is a predicted model, not a curated record. NCBI's taxonomy places the organism in Eukaryota, Metazoa, Chordata, Aves, Tinamiformes, Tinamidae.
GUGAUCAGGCAGAUCCCUGCAAAUUCCAGGCCUGUAAUGAGUUCUCCGAAUGCCUAGUAAACCGCUGGAGCGGGGAAGCAGAGUGUGUGUGCUAUCCUGGCUACCUCAGCAUCGAUGGGCUGCCAUGCAACAGCGUCUGUGAUCUGCAACCCAACUUCUGCCUGAACGAUGAGUACGUGUCUGAGCCGCUUGUUGUGGGUAUUGCAAUCGCGUCGGUGGCAGGAUUCCUUCUGGUGGCCUCUGCUGUAAUCUUCUUUCUGGCCAGGACCCUUCGAGACCAGUACACGAAGAGUGACACUGAGGACUCACUGGGGCAGGGUGACAGCCUCUCGUCCAUUGAGAAUGCGGUGAAGUACAACCCCAUGUACGAAAGCGAUACCACCGGCUACAGCCACUACUACCGGAGGUACCCCCAGCUGACGUCCUACAGCUCGACCAGUGCAGAGACAUCUGCUGAGUACAGCAGUGAAGAGAUAAGGCACAUUUAUGAAAACAGCGAGCUUACUAAGGAGGAAAUUCAAGACAGAAUUCGAAUUAUAGAGCUAUAUGCUAAAGACCGUCAGUUUGCAGAGUUUGUUAGGCAGCAUCAAAUGAAGCUGCUUUAAGAAAAAAAAAAAAAAGAAAAAGAAACCAAUAGAAAACAUGUGGGAGAUAAAGACUACCUUGUUGCCAUAGCAAUGGGCUCAGAUGUAACUGCAAAGUUACUUAUAGUCUUAACAUCGCAUGGAUGGGUACAGAUGUUUUCUCAAUGAAUGGCUAAAAUGUAUGAAUGUCUGUUUAUCUGGAUUGCCUCUGACUUUUCUGCAUUAAGAGACAUUCCUAAGAGGUGAUCAGAAUGGCAGGGGUUAUGAAAGUUCAUUUUUCUUUAAAUCUGAAACGGACAGUCAGAGUUUGUAUACCAAGGCAAAAAA